Molecule: messenger RNA, 1653 nt
Organism: Thamnophis elegans (Western terrestrial garter snake)
Lineage: Eukaryota; Metazoa; Chordata; Lepidosauria; Squamata; Natricidae
Product: activated CDC42 kinase 1-like
Exons: 8
Coding region: 289-1653 (454 amino acids)
Biological process (GO): protein phosphorylation
Molecular function (GO): ATP binding; protein tyrosine kinase activity
Source: RefSeq, a predicted model, not a curated record
UAGAACGUCUGCAGGGUUCCACUAACAAGUGUAAUAAUAACACUUCCUCCAGAAGUUCUCUAGAACUUCCAGGAUGGCCUACAGAUGGUCGUAUUAUUAGCCUGGCUUGUGUUUUGGUGUCUUCUCCUCCCUGGGGGAAACGCUUAGCUCCGCCAGAGGGUUUAGGAGGACGUGGUAUUCCUUGAAGGAGCACGUCCUCUUCGAGACCUUCCUGAAUUUACUCCUAGGAGUAGUAGUAGUCCUCGUGGGUCUGAUGUGGGUCUUCUUUUCCAGAAGCUGAACUGUGGCAUGCAGGCGGAUGAAGGGACCGACUGGUUACUCGAGCUCCUCACCGAAGUCCAGCUUCAGCAGUAUUUCCUCCGGAUCCGCGAUGACCUCAACGUCACACGCCUGUCGCACUUCGAGUAUGUCAAGAAUGAGGAUCUGGAGAAAAUCGGGAUGGGGAGACCGGGGCAGAGACGCCUCUGGGAGGCUGUGAAGAGGAGGAAGGCUGUGUGCAAACGGAAAUCCUGGAUGAGCAAGGUCUUCAGCGGGAAGCGCCCCGAGUCGGAGAUGCUGCCCUUGCCCCCGGGUCUCCUGAGCAAGCAGCCGAGCCCGGUGGCCCUGGAGGAGGCCCAGCAGCAGGCUCUCACCUGCCUCAUUAGCGAGAAGGACCUGGUGCUGUUGGAGAAACUGGGCGACGGUUCUUUUGGGGUGGUGCGCCGCGGGGAGUGGUGCGCCCCAUCAGGCAAGGUGCUGAACGUGGCCGUCAAGUGCCUGAAGACGGAGGUGCUGAACCAGCCGGAGGCCCUGGACGACUUCAUCCGCGAGGUCAACGCCAUGCAUUCCCUCGACCACGCCAACCUCAUCCGCCUCUACGGGGUGGUCCUCUCCAACCCCAUGAAGAUGGUGACCGAACUGGCCCCACUGGGCUCCCUGCUGGACCGCCUGCGGAAGAACCUGUGCCACUUCCUGAUCGCCACCCUCUGCCACUAUGCCAUCCAGAUCGCCCGCGGGAUGGCCUACCUGGAGUCCAAGCGCUUCAUUCACCGUGAUCUGGCCGCCCGCAACAUCCUGCUGGCGGCCAACGACCUGGUCAAGAUCGGCGACUUCGGCCUCAUGCGGGCCCUGCCCAAAAAUAACGACCACUACAUUAUGCAAGAGCACCGCAAGGUCCCUUUUGCCUGGUGCGCCCCGGAAAGUCUGAAGACGCGCACCUUCUCCCACGCCAGCGACACCUGGAUGUUCGGAGUGACUCUCUGGGAAAUGUUCACCUACGGGCAGGAACCAUGGGUUGGCCUUAACGGCAGCCAGAUCCUGCACAAGAUCGAUAAGGAAGGCGAGCAACUCGCCCGACCCGAAGAUUGUCCACAGGAUAUUUACAACGUCAUGUUGCAGUGUUGGGCACACAAACCGGAAGAUCGGCCCACCUUCGUGGCUCUGCGGGAUUUCCUCCUGGAGGCUCAACCCACAGAUAUGCGGGCUCUGCAGGAUUUCGAAGAACCGGACAAACUUUUGAUCCAGAUGAACGAUAUAAUUACAGUCAUCGAAGGAAGGUAUUCCUUAUCAUUUCAUCUUUCAUCCCGCCUUCGUUACUUGCACACACAGCUCAACGUACCAGACGUGAUUUAUGCUGCUUCCUCUUCCUCUUUCCCCAUAACAACAGCCCUGUGA